UUUUGUGGUUACUGUGGGGGAUGCUCAUGUGGCACAGCCCUGGCAAAUGACCUCGUAUCUGCAGUGGUCAUUUCAGCGGUGGAAACGUUGUUGAAAGCCAAAGUAUAAGGGAGAACUUUUCAAAGCCGGCAUGACUCACUGAGCGGUGAGAGUACCACAAAGUAUACAGGCAGCUGUGUUCACAAGACUGUUUUAAACUGACAGUUAACUUUUCAGUUGAAGUGUUAUGACUAGGGAAGAAGGUUACAGAGAAGAAUUUAGCUAUGACAGGAUGCCAACUUUGGAGCGAGGAAAACAAGAGAAUGGAAAUUAUAUACCAGAUAUCAAAUCAAGUGACCUUCAGCUGUCAAAAAGGCUGCAUCCUUGCUUUAGUUACAGAACAUGGAUCUUUUCUCUGCUGAUGGGAACUUGCCUCCUUAUGACUUCUGGUUUUUCACUUUAUCUGGGAAAUAUUUUUCCAUCUGAAAUGGAUUACUUACGUUGUGCAGCAGGUUCAUGUAUUCCUUCAGCAGUUGUGAGCUUUGCUAUAGCAAGGAAUAAAAUUAAUGUGAUACCAAAUUUUCAGAUUCUGUUUGUCUCUACAUUUGCUGUUACAACAACGUGUUUAAUUUGGUUUGGAUGCAAACUUGUCCUCAAUCCUUCAGCUAUAAAUAUAAAUUUCAACUUGAUUCUACUUAUUCUGCUGGAAAUCUUCAUGGCAACUACUGUGAUCAUUUCAGCUAGAUCCACUGAAGACUGCUGUAUGAGAAAGCAAAAUACUGCGUAUGACAGCACCAUUGUUUUGAGCAAUGUCAGCUUUCCUGCUCGAAUUCUGAAGUCAUACUCAGUAAUUGAGGUGAUUAUUGGAAUUUCAUCAGUAUUUGGUGGAAUAAUUGCUUUGAAUAUGGAUGUUCUAGUCUCAGGUCCAUAUUUAUCAGUAACAUUCUUUUGGAUCUUAGUUGCUUGCUUCCCAAGUGCUAUUGCAAGUCACGUAGCUGCUGAAUAUCCAAGUAAAUGUCUGGUUGAGGUCCUGAUUGCCAUUAGCAGUGUUACUUCUCCUUUGUUGUUCACAGCUUCUGCAUACUUAUCCUUCAGCAUCAUGCAAGUUGUUGACAUCUUUAAAAAUUACCCACCUGCUGUUAAACAAUCUUAUGAUGUACUUCUGUUGCUUCUGAUGUUGAUGCUGCUAAUUCAGGCAUGCCUUACUAUUGGAACUGUAAUACAGUGUGUAAAUUACAAGACAAAAAUGAAACUACAUGAUUCAUCGUGGACAGCAUCCCAGGUUAAAAAACAGGAAUACAGAACAACAGAGGUUUCCAAUAAUACCUUAAAGGACUUCGACAAAGACAAAGCCUGGAAAGCAGUUGUGGUGCAGAUGGCUCAAUAGUUUGGAUUCUGGAAAUGCAGCCAAUACAGUACAACCCAAUACAGUAAAUCAGCUGUUUGUAUUAAGGAGACUUAAAAACUUUUCAGUUUAUAAACAGCAAUAUAGUUACAGCAGUAGAAGCCAUAGGAAUAACACAGUAAAUAAUGUUUCUUUCUAAUAAGUUUAAAAUAUAUUGAUAAUACUUUUAAUAAAUCUGUCUUUUCUGUCAUUAUCUGUAUCUGUUGUUGCUGUAGAAGAUUCCUUUAAAAAAAAAAAGGUAAUGAGUCACAUAGAUUUCUGUUGAUGGCAAAGUAAAACAAGGCAAUAUGUAGUAGGCUUCAUGUAUUUGCAAGAGGUUGUUAAAACUGCAGUUAUGCAGUCAGUGUAACUGAUAAAUGCUUUUGUAAAGUUAUGAGUACAUGUCAUAAUUGAUAUUUUUGCUUAUACUUCACUUUUGUAGGAGUUGUGAAGUUGUUUUGCAUCUCAUUGCUUUUAUAUAAAUUAAAGUCUUUAUUACAUGAAACUCAA
Messenger RNA from Apus apus (common swift), 1873 nucleotides. It is a transcript of the gene MLC1, whose product is annotated as modulator of VRAC current 1. The record is from RefSeq and is a predicted model, not a curated record. Gene Ontology annotation, cellular component: endoplasmic reticulum; cytoplasmic vesicle; plasma membrane. Lineage: Eukaryota; Metazoa; Chordata; Aves; Apodiformes; Apodidae. Gene Ontology annotation, biological process: regulation of response to osmotic stress. The transcript is spliced from 13 exons. Bases 227 to 1366 code for a protein of 379 amino acids.